Messenger RNA from Somion occarium, 1546 nucleotides. NCBI's taxonomy places the organism in Eukaryota, Fungi, Basidiomycota, Agaricomycetes, Polyporales, Cerrenaceae. The record is from the annotation of a GenBank genome assembly.
UCCAGAGCCGCCCAUAAACUUGAUCGAGGGUCACGCCGACAAUGUGUUGACCAUCCCAGUGCAUUGUGUUCAGAUCCUUUGAUUCUCUUUUACAUCCUCACAUUGACUGCAUCUCCUUUUGAUUGCAUCUUGUAGCAUUCUGUGGGCUUUUCGUACUCUAAGCCGUCACAUUUGGCCUAACGUCCACUUUCUGACGUAUUCAACGAUUAUUACUAUAGGUUGCUUCGAGCUGAAGUUGAAGGCAAAGGCUGCAUAUCCGCGGUGGAAAUGACUCGUCAGGAGACCGAUUACCCUCCAUUGAGUGAUGUGGAACAGAAGAGACGGAAGGCGACACUCGAACGUGCCAAGGCAACAUAUCUCUCAGGUCAAUUACGUCUGCGAUUGCAGUAUGCGAAGCUGAAAGUUGACCAUGGUUGGCAACGUCAAAAUCUCAAUGAAGUGGAGAACCUCUAUUUCCGUCAUUCACAUAUGAUGAAGCCUAAGUCAGAGUUGAAUGUGCCACCAGGUCAUUUUGAUACAACGCCUUCUCUGCAAGCCGCUUCCUCUUCGUCGCACCUUACACCCACGCCCCGACCAGACGAUCCCUCUAAAUCAACAAUCUCUACUUCACCGGAAAUCAUGUUUUCUCGACAUGUACAAUCCGACCCACUUCAGAGUAUCCCUGCGCGGGAACAGACGUCCUCUCACAAUAUGCAGAACCCGUUGCCUGUUUCACAUACCUCCGCGACGACAGAUGUCAUCAUGAUUGAUGUCACCCCCCGCGUAGAUUCUCAAUCUUCUACUGAGAUCGCAACAUCAGCUUCGAAAUCUCCAGCUAAGAAGCGUGCACCUAGAAAACCUACCUCUCGUGCCCGAACCAUGACAUCUGAUGGUCCUUCGCCUUCGCCAUUUGCUGUGACGUCUUCAACGCCUCCCCCCUCUCAACCGCAGCGUCAACGUUCACCUGCGCCCACACCUGUUUCCACUCAUCCAUCACUCUCAUCAACUUCUUAUUCUCAUACGGCGCUGCUAUCGGAAUCAACUUCGUACUAUCGUACACCGUCUAUACAAGACAUCUCAAAUUCAGGUUCAAAAUCCAACGGUGCAUAUCAACCCGCAACUCAUUCUUCGUCAAACUCGUUUGUUACUUCGUUGGCGUCGGGGACCCCUCAGACAUAUGAUUCAUUUUGGACAGCGCAUUCCAGCUCAACGCAGGGCUAUCGACAUCUCUUAUCAGGAGCUGCCAGUGUAGCUUCUGGGACGACUCUUGGAAGGAUGAACUCUGGUGUAUCACCUGUUACAGCAGCUACGUCGAAUAGUUCGGUGAUUUCAGACGUUCGAUAGGUUCUCAGUAUGCAUUACUAUUCUCCGCUUAUGAAUUCACGCUCAUGACAAAUUGUUUAAGUUGUUAUUUGCUCGUUCUUAGUCCCUCACUUUUUUCCUAUCAUGAUCAUACAAAUUGGGACUUUCGUUGCACCAUAUCAUCACUCUACUUACGCGUCUGUUUGCCAAUGUGCAUGUCGCUUUUGUCAUAGAAGCGUUUAAAUCCAAUGCAUAUCACAAGUAU